Molecule: messenger RNA, 3930 nt
Organism: Parnassius mnemosyne (clouded apollo)
Lineage: Eukaryota; Metazoa; Arthropoda; Insecta; Lepidoptera; Papilionidae
Source: the annotation of a GenBank genome assembly
AUGCCGAUCGGAAAACUUGAGCCGUUCAACAUUCAUGCUACACAGUGGCCGGAGUACAUACGACGGGUAAAACAGUAUAUUAUACUGAACGAAAUUAAAGAUGAACUGCAAGUACCUCUCUUAAUAACUGUGGUUGGUGAGGCAACGUAUUCUCUAAUGUGUGAUUUGUGCUCGCCGGUACAUCCCGAAUCAAAGACUUUCGAGGAUUUGGUGCAAUUGUUGACCGAACAUUUUGAACCUCAGCGGUCGGAAAUCGCCGAACGACACGUAUUUCGGUUGCGCAGACAACGACCAAGCGAGUCACUUACGGAGUACCUGCAUAAUUUAAAACAUCUCGCAACCACCUGUAACUUCGGGAAGGCGCUGGAGGAGAAUCUACGAGAUCAAUUCGUGUCCGGCCUGGCGAGUGAAGCGAUGCGAUCGCGUAUAUUUGCCGAGAAAAAUAUCAAAUACAAAGAGGCGGUCGAGCUGGCUCUGGCACUUGAGGCUGCAGAAAAGCACGCGGAGGUGAGCGCCGCCACAACAGCGAUGGCGUCUACCUCGGCCUCUGGCUUGGGCGGCGAGGUGAGCGAGGGCUUGCACCGGGCGAGCGCGCAACGAGCAGGCGCACGCGGCGGCAGCGGCGGCGGCGCGGCGGCCUGCUGGCGCUGCGGCAAGCAGCACCGGUCAGAUCAGUGUCGGUUUGCGCAAUAUAAUUGUGAUCAGUGCGGCCAACGGGGCCACCUUAAAGUGGAUACGGAAGAAGAUGAGGACUUCUAUAACAUUAAGUUGUCGGCUAAAGGUACCAAACCAUAUUUCAUUAUAAUUAAUGUGGACGGUCAUCGUCUAGAGUGUGAGGUCGAUACGGGCAGCCGUAUUUCGGCUAUCAGUGCAGAUUUUUAUAAACGGUACUUUUCAAAUAAAUCAUUAAAUGUCGAUAACCUAAUAUUACGUUGCUACUCGGGCUCCCGUAUCGAAUCGCUAGGUUACAUUUAUGUCGAUGUACAACUGGGUGAGACUCGAGCUAAAAAUUUACAACUGUAUGUUAUUAAAAACGGAGGCCGUCCUUUGUUAGGUCGAGCAUGGAUGCACGCUCUAAAUAUAAGGCAAAUUAACUUUAAUGAAAUUGUUGAUGAUGCAUUCACGAGUCAAUUAUUGACUGAGUUUCCGGAGGUGUUUUCUGAUAAACUGGGUACUUGUAAAAAAACUAUUCAAUUAGAGCUGACGGAUAAGGAACCCGUGUAUGUUCGCGCGAGGCCCGUACCUCUCGCGUUGCGCGCGCGGGUUGAGCAAGAGCUUAUACGUCUCGAGCGAGAGGGCACUAUUUAUCGCGUCGAUCAUUCCGAAUAUGGCACGCCGAUAGUACCAGUUGUCAAGGAGUGUGGGGAUAUACGGAUAUGUGGGGAUUACAAAAUAACUAUUAACCCUAAACUAAAACGGGACUAUUAUCCUCUGCCCAGGAUUGAGGAAUUAUUUGCUUCCCUAAGUGGUGGAGUGAAAUUUUCGAAAAUUGACUUGAGACAUUCAUAUCAACAAGUGUUACUGAGCAAAGAUUCCCAACCAUACACUGCAAUAACGACACAUAUAGGAACAUUCGUAUAUCGCCGCACUCCCUUCGGCUUAUCCUGUAUUCCCGAAAAGUUUCAAAAACUUAUGGAAGAAACGCUGCGGGGUAUCCCCGGGACAGUAGUAUUUUUGGAUGACAUUUGUGUUACAGGCCCGAAUGAAGAAUUACAUUUUAAAAAUCUAAAAACGGUAAUUGAACGGUUGCGUAAUAUGGGCUUAACAGUUAAAAUGAAUAAAUGUAGUUUUUUACAACCCAGGGUUAAGUACCUAGGUUUUAUAAUAGACAAAAAUGGGUUGCACCCGGAUCCGGAAAAAUUAGAGGCCAUCUGCAACUCACCGACUCCUAGUAAUAUAACUCAGUUAAAAAGUUUCCUUGGAUUAUUAAAUUACUACGGAAAAUUUAUUCAAAAUUUAAGCGCUCUGUUACAUCCUCUAUAUGAAUUAUUAAAAAAGGAAGUGAGUUGGAAAUGGGACUCAAAGUGUGAGCGGGCCUUUGCAGAGGCUAAGCGAGUGUUAACGAGUGACCGGGUGCUGGCUCAUUAUGAGGAGGGGCGUCCGCUCGUGCUGGCAGUGGACAGCAGCGCGUACGGUUUGGGUGCGGUGCUCGCGCACCGCUACCCAGAUGGCAGUGAAAGGCCUGUCAGCUGUGUUUCACGAACUCUGAACACAGCUGAACGUAAUUAUAGUCAAUUAGAUAAAGAAGCGCUAGCUAUAUUUUAUGGGGUUACUAAACACCACCAGUAUUUAUACGGCAGGAGGUUCGUUUUGCGUACGGAUCACCAGCCGCUGAGCUAUAUAUUUGGGGUGCGAGGAGGUAUACCACAAACUGCUGCGAGCCGCUUACAGCGCUGGGCAGCCCGUCUUGCAGCUUAUGAUUUUUCCGUAGAAUUCGUGCCUUCAAAGAAUAACGGGCCGGCAGAUGCCUUAUCUCGCCUGCCGUUGCCUCACGAGCGGGGCCUUACUACGUCAGUGAGUUAUUUAAAUAUCGUAGAGGAGUGUAUGCCCGUAGAUUUUAAGGAAAUUAGUUAUGAAACAAAAAAAGAUAAUCUGUUAUGUAAAAUUUUAGGAUAUGUAAUGUUCGGUUGGCCGCCCGAGGCGAGAUGCGAAGAAGAAAAACCGUAUUUUGCGCGUAAGAGCGAGAUCACUACGGAUCUCGGUUGCUUACUAUUCAAGUAUAGACUUAUUAUACCUCCAAAACUACGUACACGAGUUUUGGAGGAGAUUCACGAUGGCCACUUAGGUGUUAAUAAAAUGAAAAAUUUGUCGAGAAACUACGUUUACUGGCCUAGUCUCGAUAAGGAUCUAGAGGAGGUAUGUCGAAAUUGCGAGCCAUGCCGGGUGGUCCGCGACGCGCCACCGCACGCUUCGAUUCACCCGUGGGAGUUUCCACUUCAGCCCUGGCAUCGUAUACAUGCGGAUUUCGCGGAAUAUGCUGGAAAAAAAUAUCUGGUCAUAGUGGACGCUCACUCUAAAUGGAUUGAAGUGUCCACUAUGAAUAGUACAAAUGCACAAUCGACAAUCGCAGCUUUCAGAGCCACCUUUUCCAGAUUCGGGCUUCCUUCGCAACUCGUCACGGACAACGGUCCACCUUUUUUAUCGCACGAUUUCAAAAAUUACUGUAAUAUGAAUUGUAUCAAACAUGUUACCACGGCACCCUACAGACCACAAGGUAAUGGCGCCGCGGAAAAUGCUGUCAAAACAAUUAAAAAAGUUAUUAAAAGGGCGGUUCACGAAGGUAAAAAUGUGACACAGGCUAUCAACAUAUUUUUAUUUAAGUAUCGGAAUUGCGAACACGCGAGUACAGGAGUGCCUCCCGCGGUCGCCUUGCUCGGGCGGCGGCUGCGCGGGCGCUUGGACGCGAUGCGCCCGGACGUUGCAAGCGUCGCGCGCGCCGCGCAGCAGCGCCAGGCGGCCGCGGCCGGCGGCACUCACCGCGACCACGACCUACAACCCGGUGAUCCCGUGCUGACUCGUGACUAUACCGCGAGGGGAGAAAAGUGGGCCGAGGGUAAAGUCGUGUGUAAAACGGGCCCAGUCUCAUGUAAGGUGAACAUUGGAAAGGGAAUUGAAUUACGUAGGCAUCUGGAUCAAGUAAUUCCAAUAAAAAAUAAAAAUAGAUAUUCCUUAACGCGCACAAGUCAGACAUCAAGGGAGGAGGAAUCCCAGGGUGAAGAUAGGAAUGGUAAUAAAACUGAUGUGGUCUGUAGUGAUGACGAGGGGGCUUGUUUCGAGGACGCGUCGGGUGGGCCGACAGCAUCGAGGACACGCGCGUCAGCGCCCUUCUCUGAACCUAUCCAGUCCCCGACACUGACGCCGCCCGGACCCGACGCGUCUUCGCGAGCUUUGCGUGCUUUUAACCGUAAUAAGAGAAAUGCAAAGAUUUGA